CCACGCGUGGGUCCGGCCCCCGUGCAGCGGGAUGGUGGCUGCAGCCUGAGCCCCCGUGGGGUUAUUGCGCGGAGUUGACCCCCCCCCACACACACCAUGCUGCUGAAGGAGUACAGGAUCUGCAUGCCCCUCACGGUGGAGGAGUACAGAAUUGGACAGCUCUACAUGAUCAGCAAACACAGCCAUGAGCAGAGCGACCGUGGAGAGGGAGUGGAGGUCGUACAGAAUGAACCCUUUGAGGAUCCGGUCCACGGCCCAGGGCAGAUUACUGAGAAACGCGUUUACCUGAACAGCAAACUCCCCAGCUGGGCCCGGGCCGUGGUGCCGAAGAUCUUCUAUGUGACGGAGAAAGCCUGGAACUAUUACCCUUACACCAUCACAGAAUACACAUGCUCCUUUCUGCCAAAAUUUUCUAUCCAUAUAGAGACAAAAUAUGAAGACAACAAGGGGUCGAAUGACAGAAUAUUUGACAACGAGGCCAAAGACCUGGAUCGAGAGGUCUGCUUUAUUGACAUUGCCGGUGACGAGAUCCCCGAGAGAUACUAUAAAGAGUCAGAGGACCCCAAGAACUUUCUAUCAGAGAAGACGGGCCGAGGUCUCCUGAAGGAGGGCUGGAGAGAGACGCAGCAGCCGAUCAUGUGUUCUUACAAGCUGGUGGCUGUCAAGUUUGAGGUGUGGGGUCUCCAGACGCGCGUCGAGCAGUUUGUGCAUAAGGUGGUCAGGGACGUCCUACUGAUCGGGCACCGCCAGGCCUUCGCGUGGGUCGAUGAAUGGUAUGACAUGACAAUGGAUGAGGUUCGAGAGUUCGAAAGGACAACUCAGGAAGCCACCAACAAGAAAAUCGGAAUCUUUCCUCCGGCCAUCUCCAUCACUGACAUCACCCUGCCUUCAUGCGCGCGCACCGGACCCUCCAGCGCUCCGUCUACCCCUCUGACCACCGACGCUCCCGAGUUCCUGUCCGUCCCCAAAGACCGACCCCGAAAGAAGUCUGCCCCAGAAACCCUCACUCUGCCAGACACCCACACAACCGAGUCCGACCCCGACUCGCAAAGCUUUUCGUCCUGUAAUAAGCCAUCUCCCCCAGACCCCGAGUAACCGCGCCAACAACGUACUCCAAGACCCCCUUCUGGUAGGAAACGGGCUCCGAAGAUUUCUCUCCCUUGCUACUCUCCGCUCCUGGCCAGAUGCGACGAUGGACGUUACGGCGGUGCGUUCAGGUCGUCUCUGGCCAGGUUAUCCAUCAUCUCCCGCGUCUUCCGGACCCCCGUUGGACCCCAUAGAAACGUUCUCCUGAUUUUAACCGGCUGGGUAGGACAGGCCGCCAGUGGCAGCAUUUUUAGAAUCCAGUUAAAAUCAGGUUUCGGCAUUUCUGGGAUGAGACGGGAAACCCGCUGAAUUUAAAAUAGGAAAUUCAUCGAUUCUCGGCUUCCGGGACCUACAAACGCUCCCCGCCUC
Spea bombifrons (plains spadefoot toad) is the source of this 1455-nucleotide messenger RNA. RefSeq names its product phosphatidylinositol transfer protein cytoplasmic 1 (gene PITPNC1). The record is from RefSeq and is a predicted model, not a curated record. The transcript is spliced from 9 exons. Gene Ontology annotation, cellular component: cytoplasm. The coding region runs from base 97 to 1095 and encodes 332 amino acids. Gene Ontology annotation, biological process: phospholipid transport. Gene Ontology annotation, molecular function: phosphatidylinositol binding; phosphatidylinositol transfer activity. NCBI's taxonomy places the organism in Eukaryota, Metazoa, Chordata, Amphibia, Anura, Pelobatidae.